Molecule: messenger RNA, 8670 nt
Organism: Hippocampus comes (tiger tail seahorse)
Lineage: Eukaryota; Metazoa; Chordata; Actinopteri; Syngnathiformes; Syngnathidae
Gene: chd6
Product: chromodomain helicase DNA binding protein 6
Exons: 45
Molecular function (GO): ATP binding; protein binding
Source: RefSeq, a predicted model, not a curated record
GAUUUGUUUGUUGUUCUUCAGAUGUUGGGUGGCCUCCUGAAGCACGCGUCGCCGUCUUCGGGCUCAUCAGCUUCGUCGGCGUCGCCGGAGCAGAACAGCGACGUGCAGACUUCGCUGUCCGCCAUCCCCAGGGGCCACCUUCUGGUGGGCUCCAAAGACCAGCUCCGACUUUUGGCCCCUGUGGGCGGCCUGUCCAACCACUGCAAGGCCCCCGCUCUGGUGGUGGCGGCGGCGGCUCCACGGCCCCCCUCCUCCCUAAGUGAGGAGGACGAUGGUGGUGGCGGUGGCAGCAGGGUGAGGAAGAAACGUAAGAAGAAGGACAAACGAGAACGGGAGGAGGGCGGAGACCACGCCUCGGUUAAGAAGCGCAAGCAGGCCAAGGAGGCGCCUGUCACCACCGUACUUCCCAAUAAGAGGACGGAGCGCAGGAGCAAGGGGAGGGCGGAUGCCGCCCCAGACGCUCAAACUGAGCUCAAGCAGGCCACCAGGCGGAAAAAUACCUGUGCCCCCAACGCCCCCAUGCCCGUUCCUUCAGAGGUGCCCGUUAAGGUGCCCGGAAAACGAGGGAGGAAGCCCAAGAUCAAAAUCCUGCCUCCUCUUCCACCUCAUCAAGCCACACCACCUCCUGCCUCAGCCCUGCCUGUCAGGCCGCAAGCCUCGCUCCCCAAGAACCACAACCAAGCCGCCCUCAACCCCGGCCUCAACUCGGUGCCCAAGCAGAGGGGCCGCAAACCCAGAGAUCCUGGCGCCGCCCCGGUGGAGAGGAAGAAAAAGGCCAAGAGGAGAAAGCAGACGAUGGCGCUCCCCGAUGGGGCAGAGAGCGACGACACCACCUCAUUGUCCGUCAACACGGGCGGAGAGGACAGCCAGGACCCCCUGGACAACACGAAGCGGCGCUCGGGCCGUCAAGUGAAACGCAGGAAGUACAACGAGGAUUUGGACCUGAAGGUGGUGGACGACGAUGGGGAGACCAUCGCUGUUCUUGGAGCGGGACGCAUCGCGGCGCUCAAUGCUACGGCGCUGGCCUGGCAAGCCGAGGAGCCGCCCGAGGACGAGGCCAACAUCAUCGAGAAAAUCCUGUCGGUCCGACCAGUCAAGAAGGAGACAUCGUCUUCAUCAGAGGAGCAAGCCGAGGAGACGGAAGAGUUUUACGUUAAGUACCGAAACUUCUCCUACCUGCACUGCAAAUGGGCUACGCUUGGCGAACUGGAAAAAGAUCCCAGAAUUCACCAGAAGAUCAAGCGCUUCAGGACCAAGCGGGCGCAGAUGAAACACCUCUUCAGCGAGCCUGACGAAGAUUUAUUUAAUCCCGACUACGUGGAGGUGGACAGGGUGUUGGAGGUGGCCGUUACCACGGACACGGAGACUGGAGAGGAGGUGACGCACUACCUGGUGAAGUGGUGCAGCUUGUCUUACGAGGAGGCCACAUGGGAACUCCAGGAGGACUUGGACCCGGAGAAAAUCAAAGAGUUUGAGGAGAUUCAAAAGCUGCCGCCAGACCUGCGGCAUGUGGAGCGUCCUCCCCCGGACAAGUGGCAGAAGUUGGAGCGCUCACGAGAUUACCGCAAUGGAAACCAGCUGAGAGAGUACCAGCUGGAGGGCAUGAAUUGGUUGCUCUUCAACUGGUACAACAGGAAGAACUGCAUCCUGGCGGACGAGAUGGGCCUGGGCAAGACCAUCCAGUCCAUCACCUUCCUGUACGAGAUGUUCAGCAUGGGCAUCCGGGGGCCCUUUUUGAUCAUCGCGCCCCUCUCCACCAUCACCAACUGGGAGCGCGAGUUCCGCACAUGGACGCGCAUGAAUGUCAUCGUGUACCACGGCUCGCAGAUCAGCCGCCAGAUGAUCCUGCAGUAUGAGAUGUUUCAUCGCGAUGCUCAGGGCAACACGGCACCAAGUGUGCUGAAGUUCCACGGGCUGAUCACCACCUUCGAGAUGGUGAUGGCCGACUGCCCCGAGCUGAAGAAGCUGCAUUGGCGCUGCGUGGUCAUCGACGAGGCGCACCGCCUCAAGAACAGGAACUGCAAGCUGCUGGAGGGACUCAAACUCAUGAACUUGGAGCACAAGGUUCUGCUGACGGGAACGCCGUUGCAGAACUCAGUGGAGGAGUUGUUCAGCCUGCUCAACUUCCUGGAGCCGCUGCAGUUCCCCUCGGAGAGCGCCUUCCUUGAUGAGUUUGGGGACCUGAAAACCGAGGAGCAGGUGAAGAAGCUUCAGGCCAUCUUGAAGCCCAUGAUGCUAAGGAGGCUGAAGGAUGACGUGGAGAAGAACCUGGCCCCCAAAGAGGAGACCAUCAUUGAAGUGGAGCUGACCAACAUGCAGAAGAAGUACUACAGGGCCAUCCUGGAGAAGAAUUUCUCCUUCCUGUCCAAAGGAGCCAACCAGCACAACAUGCCCAACCUCAUUAACACGAUGAUGGAGCUGCGCAAGUGCUGCAACCAUCCUUACCUGAUCACCGGUGCCGAGGAGAAGAUCGUGGAGAGCUUCCGCAAGAGUCAUGGGGUGGACACGUGCGACCUGCAGCUGCAGGCCAUGAUCCAGGCGGCGGGCAAGCUGGUGCUCAUUGACAAGCUGCUGCCCAAACUGCUGAGCGGCGGACAUAAAGUCCUGGUCUUCUCCCAAAUGGUCCGCUGCCUCGACAUCCUCGAGGACUACCUCAUACAGAGGCGCUACACGUACGAGCGCAUCGACGGGCGCGUCCGCGGGAACCUGCGUCAGGCGGCCAUCGACCGCUUCUGCAAGCCGGACUCGGACCGCUUUGUCUUCCUGCUGUGCACGAGGGCGGGCGGUCUGGGCAUCAACCUGACGGCCGCCGACACCUGCAUCAUCUUCGACUCGGACUGGAACCCGCAGAAUGACCUGCAGGCUCAGGCGCGCUGCCACCGCAUCGGCCAGAGCAAAGCCGUCAAAGUGUACCGCCUCAUCACCAGGAACUCGUAUGAACGGGAGAUGUUCGACAAGGCCAGCCUCAAGCUGGGCCUGGACAAGGCCGUCCUCCAGGACAUCAACCGCAAGGGCGGCCUCAAUGGGGUGCAGCAGCUGUCCAAGCUGGAGCUGGAAGACUUGCUGAAGAAGGGCGCCUAUGGCGCUCUGAUGGACGAAGAGGACGAAGGCUCCAAGUUCUGCGAGGAAGACAUUGACCAGAUCCUGCAGAGACGCACGCAGACCAUCACCAUCCAGACUGAGGGCAAAGGGUCCACAUUUGCCAAGGCCAGCUUUAUCUCCUCGGGCAACCGCACCGACAUAUCUCUGGACGACCCCAACUUCUGGCAGAAAUGGGCCAAGAUCGCCGAAGUGGAGAUUGACUCCAAAUCGGAGAAGGAGUCGCUGGUGAUCGACACGCCCCGUGUUCGCAAGCAGACGCGACACUACAACUCCUUCGAGGACGAUGAGCUGAUGGAGUUCUCGGAGCUGGACAGCGACUCGGAGGAGAAGCCGUGCCGCACCCGACGCCUGGGAGAGCGCACUCGCCGCUACCUGCGCGCCGAGUGCUUCCGCGUGGAGAAGAACCUGCUCAUCUUUGGGUGGGGCCGCUGGAAGGACAUCCUCAACCAUGGUCGCUUCAAGUGGCACCUGACCGAGAGAGACAUGGAGGCCAUUUGCAGGGCUUUGCUGGUUUAUUGCCUGAAGCACUACAAAGGUGACGAUAAGAUCAAGAGCUUCAUCUGGGACCUGAUCUCCCCCAGUAAGGAGGGACAGGACCAGGACCAGGAGCUGCUCAAUCACUCCGGUCUGUCCGCUCCGGUUCCUCGCGGACGCAAGGGCAACAAAAUCAAGAGUCCAUUGAGUGUUCCUGAGCUGAAGAAUGCCGACUGGCUGGCCCACUGCAACCCUGAAGUCGUUCUGCAGGACGACAGCUACAAGAAACACCUCAAACAACACUGCAACAAGGUUCUGUUGAGGGUGAGGAUGUUGUACUACCUGAAGGUGGAGGUUCUGGGUGAAGCAGCCAAUCAGGCUCUGGAAGGCACGGCUGCCAGCAAACUGGACGUGUCACUGCCCGACAUCGACUACAUCGAGAUUCCGGCGUCGUGGUGGGACGCAGAGGCGGACAAGUCUCUGCUUGUAGGCGUCCACAAGCACGGCUACGAGCGCUACAACGCCAUGCGCGCCGACGCCGACUUGUGCUUCCUGGAGAGGGUCGGCAUGCCCGACGUCACCGCGCUCUCGGCCGAGCAGGGAUCAGGAGAGGCGGCCGCAGAUGUCACCGACAGCGUUGCAAAAGCGGAAGACGUCAGCGAGAGCACAAACAGUAAAAGUGAAGGAGAUGACCGAGACGACAACAGCAAGGGAGAGGAGAGCUGCUUGAGCACCGACGCAUCCGACAAACCGGACAAUGGCGCUGCGUCAGACUCGCACGUGUCGGCGGCCGACCUGUGCGCCCAGGACGCCACGCUGGUGACAACCACGUUCGGCGCGGGGUCAGGAAGCGGCACGGGCGUGGCGGCCCUGCACGUGGUCCACGCACGUCCCCUUUGGCCCGCCGGCCCGGCACUGACGGCCCGCCUGCGCCGCCUCAUCACCGCCUAUCAGCGCUUCACGCUGCGCCGCGAGCCCAUUCUGCGCCCCGAUUUCCUGCUUCACGACAGCCUGGCGGGUCUUGGAGUGGCGGGCGGCGGCGGGACAGGCGCCGCCCCUCUCGGGCACCAUGUUGGGGGAGCGCUGGCCUGGCAGCUGGGCGAGGAGUUGAGGCGCUGCACCGCCAGCCAUGCCGAAUCGGACGCCGUUUUUCUGGAGUGGCAGAGAAGAUGGAGCCGGCGCGAACAGAUGGACUUCUACCGCACGGUGUCGUCCUUUGGCGUGGCCUUCGAUCCUGAGAGGAAAGCCUUCGACUGGUCGCAGUUUCGCGUACUGGCGCGACUAGAGCGGAAGACGGAUGACAGCCUGGAAAGAUACUUCAACUCCUUCGUGAGCAUGUGCCGCGCCGCCUGCAAGCUGCCGCCCAGGAAGGAAGAAGGUUUGACAGACACCGCCAUUCCGGUGGAGCCUCUGACGGAAGAGCGAGCUGCUCGGACCUUGUACCGCAUCGAGCUCCUCCGCAAGAUCCGCGAGCAGGUCCUCCGCCACCCGCUGCUGUCGGCCCGCCUGCAGCUCUGCCGCCCGUCACUCUACCUCCCUGUGUGGUGGGAGUCGGGAAAGCACGACCGUGACCUCCUGGUGGGGGCGGCGAGACACGGCUUGAGUCGAACCGACUUCUAUAUACUCAACGACCCGCAGCUCAGCUUCCUUGAGGCCCACCGCAACUACGUGAGGGGACACCACGCCUCGCAUCUUCACAGGCUGCCGCCCCCCCACUAUUGCCUGUACGACGGCCCCCAACCUCCAGAAUACCCCCAGCAGCCCUCCCAGCAGGCCGCACCUCCUUCGGCUCCCUCCUCUUCGUCCUCGUCCUCUUCCUCCUCUCACCUCCACGCUCCACCUCCGCCCCCGCUGGAUGAAGCGACCUCUCCGGGCCUGGGAAUGGUUUCCGCCUCUCGGGGAGACUUCCUGGACUGCCCCCCGCUGGAAGAGAGCCUGGCCGACCUGGACCCCAUGUCUGCGGAGGCGCUGAAUGGGGGCAAGGCCUCUAAGGACACCCUGAAUGGCUUCCCUUUCAACUCGGCGGCCGGCGGUCAGAGCAUGCUCAACUCGUAUGGCCGACUGGGGGGCGCCGACCUCCGCUCUGAGCUGAGGAGCGACGUGCUGGUGGGCGAGCAGGGAUCGUCUGAGGAGACCGGGCUGUUGCCGCCGUCCAUGGAGCUGGAUCAGCUGCAGGCGCCCUGGGACGGCGCCGACCACUCCAGCCCCGCUCACCACAUGUUCAACGAGUCCGACCCGAUCCUGGGUCCGACCGGAUUCCUGGAGGAAGAGGACGAGGAGGCUCCACGGGGCGACGGCGGCAGCGGGGACGGAACACUGGAGGAGUGUCUGGGUCUCCCUCCCUCGUCUUCGCCCUCUCACCCCUCGGCCGCAGUCUCUGUGGAAUCGUCCAGCUUCAUGCUCUUCAAGGACAUCGCCGUGAGCGAAGAAGCCGGCGUGGACCAAAGCGACCUGGCGGCGAGCCCCCUGCCCCCCUACAUUCCCCCACACCCUCCGCUCUCUCCCCCCGAUAUCACGGGCCACCAGGAGGAUGUCAAAAGUCAGAAUGUGUGCGGAGGCGGAGACGGCUUCAAGUUUGACGCCAAGGGUCAAGACGUGAGCAUGGAAAAAGACGCCAUUCUACUUGAGGACCGAUGUGAUGCGCAUGAAGCUGUUCUUCCAGGUCUGCGUUUGCCUUUGGACUUGGCACACAUUGGCGCCGGCGAGCCCCCGUCGUCAGCACUGAGGGACCCGGAGGACGGCAUGGAGGUCCCAAACCAGCUGUGUCCGGACCUCAUGUGUCCCAUGGAGGAGGUGGACAACUUGAUGUUUGCGGAGGAAGAGGAGGAGGACGACGAGGAGCGGACCGGCGUGGCUGAGUUGAUGGCCGAGGCUCCCGGAGAGCUUCUCCAAGGCGACGGACAUCACGAAGAGCCCGUUAAUGACCGGAUGGUGGACCACUUCUGUCUUGUGAACGGCACCGCAGCGGACCGCCAGGACGAGCCGGUGGGCCUGCCCUUGGAGGAGAAACCGGAUCCCCGGAUCAAGACCGAAGACAGAGACCCUGAGGCUAGCUUCGUCAAGUCCGAAGAUGUUACCUCCGAAUCGGAUAAAGCCGAUUCCAAAUGUGAAUCUGUUGAGACGGAGGCCCGCCCCUUUAAACGGGAAAUUCUCCGAACCACGGCCGAGGAAACCAAGCCAGACAGUCUGGACUUGAGUGGCGUCAAGAUGGAGAGCGGGCGGGACUUUUUGGAGGCCAAGACGGAGCAGGUGGGCCUCACUGUAGAACUCAGUGGUCAGCCCAAGGAUGAGGACACAUCCUCCUCGCCAGUGGCGGCUGUGGAGGACUAUUCUGGAAGUCCCGGCUUCACGGCUCCCUUUUCCGUGGGUGAGCCUCCCGAAAUCCACGAUGCCCGGGAGCCCACCAUUGCUCAGCUGCUCCAGGAGAAAGCACUUUACUCCUACUCUGACUGGCCCAAGGACCGCGUGAUCAUCAAUCGUCUGGACAGCAUCUGCCACGCCAUCCUGAAGGGGAAAUGGCCUUCGGCCAGCGACCAGUAUGACUUGCCAGCCUCCGUCAGCGCCAACCACUUGGCCCAGCAACACCUCCAGCGGACCGCUUUCAUCCCCGGUACCGCCUCCUGCACCACCUCAUCCUCCUCUUCUUCUUCCUCCUCGUGCUCGUCCUCCUCUGGCCAGGCCAGGAUCCAGCAGGCCAAUCCGGGCCUGGCCUUCCCCAUCAUUCCACCUCCUCUCACCAGGCUGCCCAAGGAGAGACUGGUGGCACCCGCCUUCCUCCCCGAACUCAAACGCGCCGCAGGACGGCGCUCCUUUGACUAUGAAGCGGCGGCAGUGGCGGCCGCGAAGGCCUUAGCGGGGAAGGCGGUGACAGUGCCGUCUUCAGGCAGGACCCCCGGUGGGGACGCAUCGGCCAACCAGCGGGCCGGUGCCCUGUUGAUGAACGGUUGGCAGGAGGCGGCCAUGGAUCUCAGCAAAUCGCCGGGCGACUCGGUCGCGUCUGGGUCAGGGGACGCUCCCCGCAAGCCGCCCCCGCCGCCGCCCAUUACGGCGCCCCUGGCGGGCUCUCCGGGAAUGGACAUGGCAGGAAUCCUGCAGGCUGGACUCAUCCACCCCGUGACUGGACAAAUUGUUAACGGGAGUCUGAGGGGAGACGAUUGCCUGAGGAGGAGACGGGGCCGAAGGAGAAACGUCGAGGCCCUCUACUCGGAAUUCACCAAAGCUCAAGCCAUGCACCUCCCUGACACAGCACAGGGUGGCGUGGAGGCUCUGAGCCAGUCGUCGGUGUCGUCCUCCACGUCGUCUCCGUCUCCCUCGUCCUCGGAGCGUCCGGUGGCACCACCUGCGCCCUCGUCCGCGCCCGCGUCGGCGCCCACGCCGCCCCACCCGGAGGUGGCGGCCAUGGAGCGGGAGGUGGCCGCCAGCAAAGGUUUGAUGGAGUGGCUGCGGCAUAAACCGGGAUACAGCUUGGACCUACCUUUUGCUCACGUCGGCGCGGGCGUGUUGCACGGUUUGGUGGAGCGGCCCAAGCAGCGGCGCCAUCGCUGCAAAGAUCCCACCAAGCUGGACGUCAACUCCUUGACAGGAGAGGAGCGCGUGCCCGUCGUGCACCGCGGCACGGGACGCCGGCUGGGUGGUGCUAUGGCUCCAGCCAUCAAGGAGCUGUCCCGCUGGUUGGACGCCAACUCGGAGUACUUUGUGGCUCCAGACUGGGCGGACGUGGUCAAACAUUCCGGCUUCCUCCCGGAGGGCAAGUUCUCCCGCAUCCUGACGGAACCGGUCAACAGAGACCCUUCGUCGCGCCGCCGCGGCCGCCGCCCUCGCAGCGAGAUGCCCAAGCCCCUCCUGUCGGACGCCUCGGGCCUCCCGGCGCCCAUCUUCAUGAACGGCACCCUGAUGGGCGGCGUCGAUUCCAUGGUGGCCAUGCAGAACCUGCGCGGCGGAAUGCCCGGCAUCCCCAUCUCCGGCAUCAUGGCGGCGGGUUUCCCUCACGUUUUCCCGGCGGGCGUCGGCGGGACCUCGGCAGAGGACGGCAAGAACGGCUUGAGUAUGUUACCCAUGAUGCUGCACGGCAUGCCGCCGCCCCCCCACGGGGCC